Messenger RNA from Aspergillus nidulans FGSC A4, 3225 nucleotides. RefSeq names its product La domain family. The record is from RefSeq and is a predicted model, not a curated record. Gene Ontology annotation, cellular component: cytoplasm. Gene Ontology annotation, molecular function: RNA binding. Bases 1 to 2205 code for a protein of 734 amino acids. The transcript is spliced from 2 exons. Lineage: Eukaryota; Fungi; Ascomycota; Eurotiomycetes; Eurotiales; Aspergillaceae.
AUGGCUGCCACAUUCUCUUACGCUCAAGCCGCGAAAGGCAUCGCUUCAACGCAGCCGUCCAAAACGCCGUCCGAGUCUACCACACCCAUCCCCAGGUUGGACGAGCAGGCCACGGAACUCCAAACCGGCGUUGAUGCUGCAUCCUCGAAGACAGACGCCGCCGCUGAUGUCGACAGCAAACCCGUCAACAAUGAGAAAGAAGUGAGUGAGUCCAAGGCUGGGACUUCCGCGACUUCUGAACCUAAUGCCUCUACUGCGCAAACCGCCACGGCGCCGAAAAUGAGCGAGAAUGGCACUUCGGAGACUACCUGGGAUAAACAAUCUCAAACUUCAGGGUCUGACAAGGAGAAUAGCGCCGCCAAAGGCACUGAGACAAAGUCCUCGGAGAAGAAGAAAAAAGAAAAGCCCGCCCCUCCUAAGGAGCUCAAAGCUGCUCCCCUCCCGGCAGUCAAUGUCUGGCAACAAAGGAAGGAGGCUCAAGAGGCUAAAGUCAAGGCCAACCCGGCUGCUAACGUUGUUGCCAAAGCUUCCAAGUCAACGUCCGAGACUUCUUCUGUAUCUGAGGAUACUCAAGACCAGCCUAAGACCAGCUCCAAGAAGAAAGGCGGCGAUUUAUCGAAGAGGGGUGACGGUGUCAAGGGUCAGGAAAGCGCCCCUGUUCCUCCUGUUGCGGAUGCUGCUUCAUGGCCUACUCCCCAGGGCGCUCAAGGUGAAGAGAAGAAGAAGGCACAAGAAAAGUCUGAAAAGACUGAGAAGAGCCCAGUGAUUCGUCCCCACGGCAAGGAGAAAUGGACACCAGUUCCCUACGUCCCGACUGCGGUCUUUAACACCCCUCUACCCUCUGCCGCGCGCCGGGGUGGGAGAAGCGCACGCGGCGGUAGAGACGCCACUCGCAACGGGUCUCACGGCGCUGGAGCUGCUGAGAAAACAUCCCCUGGUCAAUCAGCCCAAGGUUCUACGGCCAAGCAAUCCGCAUCUGGAGACCGAGGCAGGAAUGAGCCUAACUCUGCACGUGCGAACUCACUACCCGCUCCGUCACGACGCUCAAAUAGCGCCGACAAUGGCAACACAGACGUCCGCAAAACACAAAUGCCUGAUCGAACUCGUGGAGGCAAGGGACUGGAUAACGCGAAUGCUGCCAGCGGUAAGCAGGUCAAUGGCGAGCCUUUCUCUAGGCAUGCCAAACCCUUCCCCAAGAACCAUGAAGGAUUCCAGAAGGGAGGCGAUUACACUAAGAACCCGAAUCUCUCGGUAGAUACUCACAACGGACCUCGCUCCGGACCCAAUGGCGAGCGUCGUUUCGAGAACGGUCCCAAGUCUGCAGACUUUUCCAACCUGCAUUCCGAUCGCAAGGAGUUCACACCCCGUGCUGAGCGAGGCAGAGGUUCACACCGUGGGCGCGGAGGUGGCCAUGCUGGAUACAAUGGUGCUCAGGCUUCCCAUUUCCCCAACAACCACAUGGGUCCGCAGGGCUACAUGCAUCCUAAGUCAUUCGGUUACAGCGACCGCCGAGGGCCCCAGCAACCUAGUCUCGCUAAUGGCUCGCGCGGUCAUGCCAUGACGAUGCGGUCUCCUUCCUUGCCCAACUCUUCCACCAUGUACAACAUGUAUUCAUCCUUCCCUGCGGACAUCAACUCCAUGUAUGGCUAUCAACCAGUGCAGCCUGGUCCCAUGUCGGCGAUGCCUUUCCAACCGUACAUGGAAUCAUUUUCUGUGAUCGGCAUGAUCACUUUGCAGCUCGACUACUACUUCUCGGUUGACAAUCUGUGCAAGGAUAUCUAUCUCCGCAAGCAUAUGGACUCUCAGGGGUUCGUUGCGUUGAAUGUCAUCGCCAACUUCAAGCGAGUCAAGCAACUGUCUGAAGACUUUGAGUUACUUCGUCAUGCCUCGCGGCAAUUGAAGGCCGCUGAAUAUCACGCUGGUGAGGAUGGCAUAGACAGGCUACGACCAAGGGAGAGGUGGGAACAGUGGGUUCUCCCUAUAGAGCAGCGCGACCCUUCAGCUCAGAAUGCCGGUCCUAUUCUCUCUGCUGGUCAAACCGAUACUACUGUUUCGCAGAGUCAACUUGACGGUGCUACAAAUGGCUUUGUCCCCAAGUCAUCGUUGCCCAAUGGCACAAUCCCCUCGAAGACAGCAUUGUCAUCCGCUGCCCCAGAGUUUUCGCCGUCUAACGGUCUCGACGCUGGAAAUGAAGUCUCGAAUUAAGGAAGCUUCCGUCGACCACGUCCCUGAGCUCAUCUAGUCAACUGGUUGAGCGAGCAUGCACAUUCCCAAUAGUCCCAGUCUGUGACUCUGUGGACUUCACACUUACAAUAUUAAGUGUCGACGAAAAUACAUGACGGCAAUUUCAUACGGUGGCCACGAUACAAAGUUUCAGUACCGAUGGUCGAAUUUUUGGUCCAAUCUCAGUGCACAAAUGUACAAUGAAUUUAAGAGUCUAGCGUUUAUGAUCCCCAGCACGAAUCAUCGGCAGCGGUUUCCUCAGAAAAUGUUCACUUUUUAUGGUGUUUUUGGGUUGGGCGACACAGUCAAUGCUUGCCAAGGUUAUUCAAUUCUCAUUAGGAGCGAACAGUGUGAUGUUAGCGCGCGAUACAGGCGCCGAGCUCUUCAUCCUACGGCCAUGUUUAUCUGGAACGCCUCCUGAACUCUCAGAGCCACCAAAGCCGCUAAAAAGUUCGACCACCUGCUGAAUGCUAGCUUGAGAAUCGGGCUGCAAAAGUGAUUUUUUUUGUUCUCUUCCAUCUACCAUUCCAUGUUCUCUUGUGGUUUUCCAUCCAUCAUGACUUGCAUUACUAUUGUCAGCUUAUGCAUUUAUUGUCCAGUGACCGAUGACAUCUAUUCUCAGCGAAGUGGGUUGAUAUAUGCACAUUCUGAUUAUCGGCUUGUUAUUUGUUUCAUUUCUAUUUCCAAUUCCCGGUUUGAAAACUCUGGAGUCCGAUUUUUUUUUUCCUGGGCCAGUAUUACCGAUCCUCGAUUCUCGCUUUGGGGAGUGGGUUGAAUUAUCUCCCACCGUCAUAGAAUGUUAAUUCGGUUUUUGUCUUUUUCGUCUUCUUCGUCUUCGCUGGUUUGCUUUUUCAAUUCACCUACUCACCUCUUUCAAGUUCUAAUUCUGCAGCAAUGCAUUCAUUUCCCUUCACCCCGGGUUUACCUAGUCACGGUUCAAAGAGGCAACAUACCAAGGGGAAAAAAAAAUGUUAUCUCACAGCAAGGCGCACAUGAACUUUC